Messenger RNA from Quercus robur (English oak), 783 nucleotides. RefSeq lists its product as uncharacterized. The record is from RefSeq and is a predicted model, not a curated record. The coding region runs from base 1 to 321 and encodes 106 amino acids. Gene Ontology annotation, molecular function: nucleoside triphosphate diphosphatase activity. The transcript has 9 exons. Lineage: Eukaryota; Viridiplantae; Streptophyta; Magnoliopsida; Fagales; Fagaceae.
AUGGAAGCGAGUACUUGUACUUCUCAGUUCAAGAUAAUUUUGGGAUCAUCAUCAAUACCGUGUCAAAAAAUAUUAGCUGAGAUGGGAUAUGAAUUCACAAUUAUGUUUGCAGAUAUUGAUGAAAAAUGCAUCCGAAAGGAAAAGCCAGAGGACUUGGUUAUGGCUCUUGCUGAGGCUAAGGCAGAAGCCAUCUUACAAAGACUCCCCAUUGGUGAAUAUGUAAAGGAUGUUAAGCCAACAUUGUUAAUUACUUGUGACCAAGUGGUGGUCUAUGAAGGAGUGAUAAGGGAAAAACCAUCCAGUAAAGAAGAAGCACUGUAGUUUUGGAAAGACUAUUCUGGGGGACACGCAGCAACGGUGGGAUCAGUGCUUGUGACAAACCUUAAGACCGGAUUCAGAAAAAGAGAAUGGGACUGAGGGGAGGUCUAUUUCCAUACAAUACCAGAUGAGAUCAUUGAGAAACUGAUUAAGGAGGGGACUGUGCUUUAUGUUGCUGGGGGACUGAUCAUAGAGCAUCCUUUGAUACUGCCCUUCAUAAAACAAGUGGUUGGGACAAUCGACAGUGUGAUGGGACUCCCCAAAGCUCUCACUGAAAAACUUAUAAAGGUGGCCCUCGAGCUGCUGCAACCAUUUCAAUCUUCAAGUCCUAUUCGGUAUUUUUGCCCAAUUGACACGGUUUAUUAUCCUUUCCUGUUAUUUGGCCUCUGAUCCUGUUUCGUCAAACUUCAAAAUUGAUUGCUCCAGUUCAUUUGGGAUUAAGGCUUGUUGUUGAUUCUCCACUUC